CAGGACCCCGCCAUGGCCGACCCGGCCCCCGCCCGCAGCCUCGACGACAUCGACCUCUCCGCCCUCAGGGAUCCUGCCGGCAUAUUUGAACUGGUGGAGGUGGUCGGCAAUGGGACCUACGGGCAGGUCUACAAGGGCCGCCAUGUCAAGACUGGCCAGUUGGCUGCUAUCAAAGUCAUGGAUGUCACGGAGGAUGAAGAGGAAGAGAUCAAGCAAGAGAUAAAUAUGCUGAAGAAGUACUCGCACCACCGCAACAUCGCCACCUACUAUGGGGCCUUUGUAAAGAAGAGCCCCCCCGGGAAUGACGACCAGCUCUGGCUGGUGAUGGAGUUUUGCGGGGCUGGCUCCGUGACCGACCUGGUGAAGAACACCAAGGGCAACGCCCUGAAGGAGGACUGCAUCGCCUACAUCUGCCGGGAGAUCCUCCGGGGCCUGGCCCAUCUCCAUGCUCACAAGGUGAUCCACCGGGACAUCAAGGGCCAGAAUGUCCUCCUCACCGAGAAUGCCGAAGUGAAGCUGGUGGACUUUGGGGUGAGUGCCCAGCUGGACCGCACGGUGGGUCGUCGGAACACCUUCAUUGGCACCCCUUAUUGGAUGGCCCCGGAGGUGAUCGCUUGCGACGAGAACCCCGAUGCCACCUACGACUACAGGAGCGAUAUCUGGUCCCUGGGGAUCACCGCCAUCGAGAUGGCCGAGGGAGCUCCCCCCCUGUGCGACAUGCAUCCCAUGCGAGCGCUCUUCCUCAUCCCACGCAAUCCUCCCCCCAAGCUGAAGUCCAAGAAGUGGUCCAAGAAGUUCAUCGACUUCAUCGACAGCUGCCUGGUCAAGGCCUACACCAGCCGCCCCCCGACAGAGCAGCUGCUCAAGUUCCCCUUCAUCCGGGACCAGCCCACGGAGCGGCAGGUCCGCAUCCAGCUGAAGGACCACAUUGAUCGCACCCGCAAGAAGAGGGGGGAGAAAGAUGAGACCGAAUACGAAUACAGUGGGAGCGAGGAAGAGGACGAUGGGCGUGGCGAGGAAGGCGAGCCCAGCUCCAUCAUGAAUGUCCCCGGGGAGUCCACGCUGCGGAGGGAGUUCCUUCGCCUGCAGCAGGAGAACAAGAGCAACUCGGAGGCCCUGAAGCAGCAGCAGCAGCAACUGGCGGCACAGCACCGGGACUCGGAGGCCCACAUCAAGCACCUGCUGCACCAGCGCCAGCGGCGCAUCGAGGAGCAGAAGGAGGAGAGGCGGCGGGUCGAGGAGCAACAGCGCCGAGAGCGGGAACAGCGGAAGAUGCAGGAGAAGGAGCAGCAGCGGCGGCUGGAGGACAUGCAAGUGAUGCGGCGGGAGGAGGAGCGGCGGCAGGCCGAGCGGGAGCAGGAGUACAAGCGGAAGCAGCUGGAGGAGCAGCGCCAGUCGGAGCGGCUCCAGCGCCAGCUGCAGCAGGAGCACGCCUACCUGAAGUCCCUGCAGCAGCAGCAGCAGCUCCACAAGCAGCAGCAGCAGCAGGAGAAGAAGCCCCUCUACCACUACAACCGCAGCGCCAACUCUGCCGACAAGCCCACCUGGGCACGGGAGGUGGAAGAGCGAGCGCGCAUGAACAAGCAGAACUCGGCCUCCCCAGUGGCCAAGAGCAAGACGGGGGGUGGGGGGCCAGAGUCGGUGCCCCCCUCCCGCUCCGAGUCGGCCUCCCUCGGCUCCUCCCCUGCCUCGCAGACCCCGCCCAUGCAGCGCCCCGUGGAGCCCCAGGAGGGGCAGCACAAGAGCCACCUGGCCCAUCGCGUCCCGCUCAAACCAUACGCUGCCCCCGUCCCUCGCUCCCAGUCGCUGCAGGACCAGCCCAGCAAGAACAUGGCCGCUUUCCCUGUCCAUGACUCCACCUCCUCCGCCCCACCCCCACCUCGAGCGGGCAUGAUCCGGCAGAACUCGGACCCCACCUCAGAGGGCCCCGCCCCACAGCCGUCCCGACCCACAGCCGAGCAGCGUGGACCGCCCUGGGUCAAAAUGGACCCCGAGCCCCCUCCCAAGGUUCCCCAGCGGACAUCCUCCAUCGCGACAGCACUCAACACCAGCGGGGCAGUGAGCGGCAACAGCAGGCCAGCUCAUGCCGUUCGAGCCAGCAACCCCGACCUUCGGAGGAGCGACCCCGGCUGGGAACGCCCGGACACUUUGCUGCAGGCGGGCUCUGCCAACCUGCCCCAGGCGGGCUCUCUGGAGCGCAACCGUGUCGGAGCUCCCCUGAAGCUGGAAAGUUCCCCAGUUGCACCCAAGGCGGAUGAUCACCGUUCACGGCCCGGCCGGCCAGCAAGCUAUAAGCGGGCAAUUGGCGAGAACUUCGUGCUGCUCCGAGAGCGACCAGAGGAUGUGGCCCCCAAGCCCCUCAAGAAGGCCAUGGACUACUCAUCCUCCAGCGAGGAAAUGGACUCCAGCGAAGAAGAAGAGGAGGAGGAGGAGGCCGAGGGGGAGCGCUCCGACGCUGGCACGGACACCCCAGGGGCCAGAGAUGGCGACACGGACUCCGUGAGCACCAUGGUGGUGCACGAUGUGGAGGAGCUGACGGGUGGAGGCAGCGGAGGCUCUGAGAGUUCGUACGGCGAGGGGACCAUGCUGGUGCAGCGGACUCCCGAGGAAGAGCGCCUGCUGCACAGUGACAGCAACGGCUACACCAACCUGCCGGAUGUGGUCCAGCCCAGCCACUCGCCCACGGAGGCCAAGAGCAGCAACGGCUCCUCCUCCCCCAGCAAGGACCCAGCGACAGACGUGAUAUCAGUCACGGGGCUUGUCAAAGCGCCUGGGAAAAGCUCCUUCACCAUGUUUGUGGAUCUGGGCAUCUACCAGAGCUCAGGUGGAAGCGGAGACGCCGUCCCCAUAACCGCAUUUGACCCCAGUCGCCUGGAGCAGCUGCAGCUGGAGGCCCGGAAGGGCUCUGUGGUCAACGUGAACCCCACCAACACGCGGCCCCACAGCGACACGCCCGAGAUCCGCAAAUACAAGAAGCGCUUCAACUCGGAGAUCCUGUGUGCUGCCCUUUGGGGAGUCAACUUGCUGGUGGGCACGGAGAACGGCCUGAUGCUCCUGGACCGGAGUGGGCAAGGCAAGGUCUACAGCCUCAUCAACCGCCGCCGCUUCCAGCAGAUGGACGUCUUAGAAGGGCUCAACCUGCUGACCACCAUCUCAGGGAAGAGGAACAAGCUUCGCGUCUACUACCUCUCUUGGCUGCGGAACAAAAUUUUGCACAACGAUCCGGAAGUGGAGAAGAAGCAAGGCUGGACCACCGUGGGAGACAUGGAGGGCUGCGUCCACUACCGUGUGGUGAAGUAUGAACGGAUCAAGUUCCUGGUUAUUGCGCUCAAGAACUCUGUGGAGGUUUACGCCUGGGCCCCAAAGCCCUACCACAAAUUCAUGGCCUUCAAGUCCUUUGCUGACCUGCCUCACCGCCCGCUGCUGGUGGAGCUGACCGUGGAGGAAGGCCAGCGGCUGAAAGUGAUCUACGGGUCGUGUGCCGGCUUCCAUGUAGAUGUGGACUCCGGCAACAACUACGACAUCUACAUCCCUGUGCAUAUCCAGUCCCAGAUCACCCCCCACGCCAUCAUCUUCUGCCCCACGGAGGGGAUGGAGAUGCUUCUCUGCUAUGAGGACGAGGUCUACGUCAACACCUAUGGGCGCAUCAUCAAGGACGUGGUGCUGCAGUGGGGGGAGAUGCCCACCUCCGUAGCUUACAUCUGCUCCAAUCAGAUCAUGGGCUGGGGGGAGAAAGCCAUUGAAAUCCGCUCCGUGGAGACGGGCCACCUGGACGGGGUCUUCAUGCACAAACGGGCCCAGCGCCUGAAGUUCCUCUGUGAGCGGAAUGACAAGGUCUUCUUUGCCUCCGUCCGCUCGGGAGGCAGCAGCCAGGUCUACUUCAUGACGCUGAACAGAAACUGCAUUAUGAACUGGUGAGG
Molecule: messenger RNA, 3920 nt
Organism: Heteronotia binoei (common prickly gecko)
Lineage: Eukaryota; Metazoa; Chordata; Lepidosauria; Squamata; Gekkonidae
Gene: MINK1
Product: misshapen like kinase 1
Biological process (GO): protein phosphorylation
Molecular function (GO): ATP binding; protein kinase activity
Source: RefSeq, a predicted model, not a curated record